GUAUAGAGCAGAUUUCCGCGAAUUCUAUUGCACACCGGAUUAGCGAGGGUGAAAGUCAUGAGAACGUAAGGCGGUCAUCGAGGAGACAAGGAUCACAAAGUCUGCUACAAAUACUGCAGCUCCACGUCCCCGGCCUUCUUUGUCAUGGUCUCUGUUUUAUCCUUCGAGUUCAAAAGUUCCGCAUCUGCCAACAUCUCCGACCUCUCAGACUCCACCAUCCCAGCCAAUCAUCAAAGAACAUGAACCUCACCUUCCUCCUUGCCGCUCUGCUCACCACAUUCCCCGCCGGACUGCGCGCCGAGCAGAUCUUCACCAACCGCGGCACGCUCUCCGGCCUGAAAACGCAAACCGAGCACAACGGCGAGCUAAAAGAAGACAGCUCCACCUUCUUCGACCAACCCCCCUCCCUGGUGAUGACUCAGACCUUCGAUCCGUCCUACACAGGGCGGUACCACUCCGAGGUGCACAUCGCCAACGGCUACCGGCACGGCGACAGGCGCUUCUACGGCUUCGCCUUCCGCCUGGCGCCGGACUGGCAGUUCGACCCGCCGCAGAGCUACAACCUGGCCCAGUUCAUCGCCCCUUUCCCCGACGACGACAGCCGCAAGUGCGACGCCUUCAUGCCGAGCACCAUGGUCUGGGCCGAGGGCCGGCGGCUGUUCACGCGGCUCAAGUCGGGCAGCGUGUGCGACCAGACGACGACCGAGUUGCCGCUGGACGGCGUGGCGCCCCUCAGCGCGGGGGAGUGGCACACCGUGGUUCUUGGCGCGUCGUGGACCAGCGAGGCGACGAAUGGGUCCCUGCAGGUCUGGGUCGAUGGGAAGCAGGUGCUGGAUCAGCGCGGGGUGGCAACGACCGUGGCGGAGGAUGUGCCCUUCCAGUUCCGCGUGGGCCUGUACGCGAAUGGAUGGCAUGAUGAUAAGGGGAUGAAGGGCAGUCAGGGGGUUCGGCGGGUGUUUUAUGACAAGGUUGCUAUCGCCACUACGAAGGACGAGGCGGAUCCGGAGAAAUGGUGAGGGCGGGGUUCUAAUAGUCCCCAGGAGGAUGUUGGGGUUUUGAGCAGCGUGAGAACUUGUUUUUGAAGAUGGUAUUAGUAGUAUUGGCAUUACGGGAUGGUGAUGCUGGAGUAUCUGUCGAUGUCGAGUGUGUCUCAAGACCCUUCCCAGCACACUGAGGAUCGCCGGCAACUUGAAGUCACUCGGGGCCACAGGCUACAACUAACAAGCAACCUAUCAAGAUGUUGGAUAUCUCUCUCCUUGAUCACACUACCCAAGGAUUAGUUAGCGCAAUCUUAUACCAUUCCAAUGGACCCCGUGAG
Chaetomium strumarium is the source of this 1318-nucleotide messenger RNA. RefSeq names its product polysaccharide lyase-domain-containing protein. Bases 240 to 1016 code for a protein of 258 amino acids. Lineage: Eukaryota; Fungi; Ascomycota; Sordariomycetes; Sordariales; Chaetomiaceae. The transcript has a single exon. The record is from RefSeq and is a predicted model, not a curated record.